AUGGAACUCCAUCUCGUCCUGCUGUGUGCUGCCGUCCUGAUGUGUGCUGCCGUCCUGCUGUGUGCUGCCGUCCUGCUGUGUGCUGCCGCCCUGCUGUGUGCUGCCGUCCUGCUGUGUGCUGCCGUCCUGCUGUGUGCUGCCGUCCUGCUGUGUGCCGCCCAGCUGUGUGCUGCCGCACAGCUGUGUGCUGCCGCCCUGCUGUGUGCUGCCGUCCUGAUGUGUGCUGCCGUCCUGAUGUGUGCUGCCGCCCUGCUGUGUGCUGCCGUCCUGCUGUGUGCUGCCGUCCUGAUGUGUGCCGCCGCCCUGCUGUGUGCCGCCGUCCUGCUGUGUGCCGCCGUCCUGCUGUGUGCCGCCGUCCUGCUGUGUGCCGCCGUCCUGCUGUGUGCCGCCGUCCUGCUGUGUGCCGCCGUCCUGAUGUGUGCCGCCGUCCUGAUGUGUGCCGCCGUCCUGAUGUGUGCCGCCGUCCUGAUGUGUGCUGCCGCCCUGCUGUGUGCUGCCGUCCUGCUGUGUGCUGCCGUCCUGCUGUGUGCUGCCGUCCUGAUGUGUGCUGCCGUCCUGAUGUGUGCUGCCGUCCUGAUGUGUGCUGCCGUCCUGCUGUGUGCUGCCGUCCUGAUGUGUGCUGCCGUCCUGCUGUGCCGCCCUGCUGUGUGCCGUCCUGAUGUGUGCUGCCGUCCUGCUGUGCCGCCCUGCUGUGCUGCCGUCCUGAUGUGUGCUGCCGUCCUGAUGUGUGCUGCCGUCCUGCUGUGUGCUGCCGUCCUGAUGUGUGCUGCCGUCCUGCUGUGCCGCCCUGCUGUGUGCCGUCCUGAUGUGUGCUGCCGUCCUGCUGUGCCGCCCUGCUGUGUGCAGUCCUGCUGUGUGCUGCCGUCCUGCUGUGUGCUGCCGUCCUGA
This is a messenger RNA of Oncorhynchus nerka (sockeye salmon), 888 nucleotides long. Its product is annotated as keratin-associated protein 10-8-like. Bases 1 to 888 code for a protein of 295 amino acids. The transcript has a single exon. NCBI's taxonomy places the organism in Eukaryota, Metazoa, Chordata, Actinopteri, Salmoniformes, Salmonidae. The record is from RefSeq and is a predicted model, not a curated record.